This is a messenger RNA of Brassica rapa (field mustard), 5046 nucleotides long. RefSeq names its product 1-aminocyclopropane-1-carboxylate oxidase 1-like. NCBI's taxonomy places the organism in Eukaryota, Viridiplantae, Streptophyta, Magnoliopsida, Brassicales, Brassicaceae. The record is from RefSeq and is a predicted model, not a curated record.
UAAAUAAUAAAUAUUUAUAUUAAAAUAUACUAUAUAUAUAUCCAUGUCAUUAAAAUUUAGUUAUAUACUAUAUAAAACAAAUAAAAUAAUGUUUUGAUUUAUUUACCAAAAAAAGUAUCAUAAAUUAGAUGUAUUGUUUCGAUUUAUAUGCUCACUCUGAUUUAAUUAUAUACAUAAUAAAUAAAUGAAUAUAAAUAAAUAAUAAUAUAUAAAAUUUAUUUUUAUAUAUAACAUAAUUGUGCGGGUCUUAAGUCAUAUGAUAAUCUAGAAUACUUAUACACUAAUCAGCAUCCCAACCAUUAUAUAAGAAGUUGUAAAAUAUGAAAUACAUAUUUAUAAAAUAUCUAAUUCAAAACCAAGAGCGCCCAUAGAAGUGAGAUAGAUUUUUAGCUUAAUCCCGCUUAGACUCACAUGGACUUUUCCAUUGUCGGAUUGAGCCAUCAACCAAACAUAUUUUAGCUGAAUUAAUUUAUUCUAUUUCUCGAGACUUAUUAAUUAAACAAUUAGAUAAAAGAAAUGUUAUUCCUCAAAUCUGUUUUCAAGUAGGUGAGUAGAUCGAAACCCAGAACAACCUCUUUUUUUUUGCUUAAAACCCCAAGAACUACUUAUAGACCUAACUUUAACAACAACAAUACAAAAGAAAUGUACUAAGCACACAAUACAAAACGAAGCAUGAUGGUCUAACUAACUCCAGCGAAUAUAACUUAUGAGCGAGUGGUAAGGAAAAACACUUUCCUUGUAAAGAAGAAAGAAAAUUCACAUUAAUUAGGUUAGAAGAAAUCAUAAAAGAAAAUUCAAAACUUUUGAUCACAUGGUUGUGUGGACUAAACUUGGACUUUUCUUUAAUCAUAUAGUUCAUUUUUCAUUUUCAAGGAAGAUCGAUACUUUUACUUAUGUUCUUUUUAUUUAAUUGUAAUGACACUCCCAGAGUUAAAAACCAGUAUUGAAAGAAGCAAAUGGUUUUGCCUCUCCAAGUAGGCAACUAUGCCUCCCAAAGAAAAAGAGACAUCAUGCUCACUCCAUGCCUAUAAAUACUCCUCAAAUCAAUAACUUAUCCAUUCAAAUUGUGUCUGAGAACAAAAAGGCAAAAAAAAAAAAAGAAGAAGAUGGGUUUAAUCAAAGAGAAAGAGAUGGAGAUUCCAGUCAUUGAUUUUAGUGAACUGGAUGGAGAAAACAGAACCAAGACUAUGUCUCUUCUUGAUCAUGCAUGUGAUAAGUGGGGCUUCUUCAUGGUUGAUAAUCAUGGAAUUGAUAAAGAAUUGAUGGAUAAAGUAAAACAGCUGAUUAACUCUCAUUAUGAGGAGCAUUUGAAAGAGAAGUUUUACCAGUCAGAGAUGGUCAAGGCUUUGAGUGAAGGCAAAACGUCAGAUGCUGAUUGGGAAAGCACUUUCUUCGUUUGGCAUAAGCCGACUUCAAACAUAUCCAAAGUCUCCAACAUUUCAGAUGAACUCAUCAAGACAAUGGAUGAAUAUGUUUCUCAACUGCACAAGUUUGCAGAAAGGCUCUCUAAACUCAUGUGUGAAAAUCUUGGUCUCCCUCGAGAACACAUAGUGAAUGCGUUCUCCGGUAUAGAAGGUCCAGUUUUUGGGACAAAAGUGGCUAAAUACCCAGAAUGCCCUCAUCCGGAGCUCAUUAGAGGGCUGAGAGAACAUACUGAUGCUGGAGGGAUCAUAUUGCUCUUGCAGGAUGAUCAAGUGCCUGGUCUUGAGUUCUUGAAAGAUGGGAAGUGGGUUCCUAUCCCACCAUCGAAGAACAAUACCAUUUUUGUCAAUACCGGUGAUCAAGUCGAGAUAUUGAGUAAUGGGAAGUACAAGAGUGUUGUACACCGUGUGAUGACGAUGAAGCAAGGAAGUAGACUGUCGAUAGCUACAUUUUACAAUCCAGCUGGGGAUGCCAUAAUAUCUCCAGCUCAAGAGAUGUUGUACCCAAGUGGUUACCGAUUCCAAGACUACCUUAAGCUUUAUUCAACCACUAAGUUUGGAGACAAAGGCUCUAGAUUUAAUACCAUGAAGAAAAUGGAGAAUGGGGAUUCCGUCUAGGAUGCAUCGCCUGAACGUAACGCUGCUUUUGUAUUUCACAUGAAACUCUAUUUCUAUUAAAACUUUGUCUUCUUGUUGUGUUUCUUUCAUAAAGGAAUAACAAUUAUGCCAGGAUCAUGCUGAUUCAACUAUUUUGCUUUGUUAAGAAAAAAUAACUCUUUUUACUCAAGUGAUUUUGUACUAGGCAAGUCGUUGAUGGCAACUUUAAAAACAUUAGUUUGAACUUUGAAGGUCUUUUAUAUUGUACUUUUAUUUUUAAGGAUGUCCUUAAGAUAUUAGUAUGUUUUGGCUAAAAAGUUAUAUAUCGUUUAAUUCUGUUUAUCUUUUAAAACAACAAAAACACAAAAGAUAUUUCAUGUUAAGCGAUAAUUCAAUAUGAUUAAGAGAAUGAUAACCUAGUUAGUAAUUAGUAAUUACCAACAUCCGUAUGGUCAUAAAAGAGAACCCAAGAUAAUGAAAAAAAAAUGUCAAACCAUAAAACUUGGACAAUGGUGAAACAAAAACAGUUUUUAUUUAAGUUUUCGUAGGAUCAAACUCCCACGGCUGCUUCUUGUAAUAGCAGACCACAAACUAAACCAAGUGGUCUUAUUUGUAGCAACUUCUUUUUCUUCACCUUUUAACUUGGCAUGUAACUGAGCAAAUUCCAGCAAAUUUUUUUUUUUUUUUUUUGCUUGUACUAAAUAGCUUAAUUUUGGUGAAGAAACCAGCAAAUUUUCAUUUUAUUUUAAUAAAUAAAUGAUAUCUCAUUCAACUUUAAUGUUACUGAAUGAUACAUGGAGAUAAUAAAUAAUACUCCAAGUAAAGAUUUUUUUAGAUUUUUUUCUUGUUCCACAAAGAUAGAUUUUCUAUAUUGUUAAGGUAUUUUUUUAUACUUUUGAAAAACAUUAAUUGAGAAUAUUUGAAUUAAUUAAAUUUCAUUGGUGGAAAGUUAUUGAAAAGUGUAUAAUAAAGUAAAAGAUAAAUUAAAUUAUAAAUAUUUAUUAAAUUAUUAAUAAGCGUCCAUACUCUAAAAAAUCUUACUUUUGCGAACAGAGAGAGUAUUCUUUUGAUGGUACUACGGAUGCUACAACUUUAAGAUGGUGCUGUUGAUCAUCUGGACUAAAUAGGUUGACAAAGAGGAAUCCCAAGCCCUUAAUCUUGAACUGUACAUAGAGUGGUAGAUUACUAACUUAGGCUUCGAAUGUUACGAACUGCCUCGCUCCGCAGUUAACAGUAACAAAAAUCUCUACAUAUACUAUAUAUCUAUACGUUUUUAUAACUGUUAAAACCGCACCGCAAUUAAUGUAUGUAGCGGCUAGAGGCUUGUUCAAAAUGAAUCCUCCAAUGAUUAUAGUGCCUAAAUCCAUUGAGGAAGGCAUCGAGACUUUGCUCGAGGUUCCUAGAGCUAAGGCACAAUCCUGUUAGCUUGGACAUAGGAGGACAACCUCUAGCAUCCAACUACCCAUUGCCGCCCAAGGUUUGUGGUUUUUUUUUGUGUGUGUUGUUUGGUGGCAUAGUGAUACAGUAGCUUCAUCAGGUGUCAGUAGAACCAUGAGGAGAAUUCUUUCAGUGGAGUUGGCUUUUGAACCAAAGAUUGUAUAUUGUUGGUUCUUCUCGGUAGAUAUAUGCUUAAGUUCCGUUUCUUAGGUCAGCAAAAUGGUGCAACGACAUCUGACAUGAGGGAAUAAGUAGGUGGGGGAUCUCACGAUAUCUAAAAAUCAUUAUUUUGCAUUUUUUUCUGAGAGCAUUCUGAUUAGCUACACCGUGUGUUAUCCUUAGGCUAUGCUCUAUUAUUGUCUUGGUGCGUCACAUUCUCAACUUGUAAACUAGAGUGUUCAUAUUUUUGUUCUAGGGUGGAUUGUCAAUGUAUGUAGCGGCUAAAAUUUUCUAAUCUUUUAUAUAGUUUCCUUGUAAAAGGUAUCUUAUUGCUUGGUCAAAGACUGCUGGCAUUAUGAUACCAGUUAGAUUCAUCAGGUGUCAGCAGAAAUAUGAGGAGCAUCCUUUCAUUAGAGUUGGCUUUUGAACCAAAUAUUGUUUAUAUGAGAAAAAUCAUAUAUUACCAAGGGGGUAUAGGAGUCCAGCAUCCAAAAGCUAGAUUGUGUUAGGUUAUAGUGUCCUCAUUCAAAAUUGUGUUGGUUCUUAUCGGUAAUCAUAUGCUUAAGUUUCGGUUUUCAGGUCAGCGAAUAAUGCAACAUCAUCUGACAUUAAGGAGUAAGAAGGUGGGCUCGUAAGAUAUCUAAAAAAGGUUUCUCUUAACAACCUCAGUAUUCUCUGAAGAUUGUGGGCUUAAUCCACUUCAAGAUUCUGCAAACGAGACUGCUUCUUCCAUGAGGCAAGUGUCUAUUGUUUUCUCUGAUAUGUCGUCACUCUUUUGUCAUCAUUGAGGUUUAGGCCCUUGACAGAGGCAAAGAGGCAAGAGAAGGAGGACGUUAAUUAAACAAUUAGAUAAAAGAAAUGUUAUUCCUCAAAUCUGUUUUCAAGUAGGUGAGUAGAUCGAAACCCAGAACAACCUCUUUUUUUUUGCUUAAAACCCCAAGAACUACUUAUAGACCUAACUUUAACAACAACAAUACAAAAGAAAUGUACUAAGCACACAAUACAAAACGAAGCAUGAUGGUCUAACUAACUCCAGCGAAUAUAAGCGAGUGGUAAGGAAAAACACUUUCCUUGUAAAGAAGAAAGAAAAUUCACAUUAAUUAGGUUAGAAGAAAUCAUAAAAGAAAAUUCAAAACUUUUGAUCUCAUGGUUGUGUGGACUAAACUUGGACUUUUCUUUAAUCAUAUAGUUCAUUUUUCAUUUUCAAGGAAGAUCGAUACUUUUACUUAUGUUCUUUUUAUUUAAUUGUAAUGACACUCCCAGAGUUAAAACCAGUAUUGAAAGAAGCAAAUGGUUUUGCCUCUCCAAGUAGGCAACUAUGCCUCCCAAAGAAAAAGAGACAUCAUGCUCACUCCAUGCCUAUAAAUACUCCUCAAAUCAAUAACUUAUCCAUUCAAAUUGUGUCUGAGAACAAAAAGGCAAAAAAAAAAAA